AUGACAUCAUCAGCACCAGCGGUGGGUUUCAUCAGGGGGCUCAGUAACCAGGGCGACCUGACCGGUGGGCUUUGUUCGUCCUCAAGUUCUUCCGGAGAGACUCCCGGUGACCGGCUCCCCCCUGUCCCCACAGCGCGUUUCCUGGAGCAGGCUAAGUCUGAGUGUCACUUCACCAACGGGACAGAGCGGGUGCGGUAUCUGGACAGAUACUUCCAUAACCGGGAGGAGAACGUGCGCUUCGACAGCGACCUGGGGAGAUAUGUGGCGCUGACGGAGCUGGGGCGGCCUGACGCCGAGUACUGGAACAGCCAGGAGGAGCUCCUGGAGCGGAAGCGGGCCAAUGUGGACAGGUACUGCAGAUACAACUACAGGGUUGAUGAGAGCUUCUCGGUGCAGCGGAGAGGUGAGCGCGGG
Chrysochloris asiatica (Cape golden mole) is the source of this 414-nucleotide messenger RNA. RefSeq names its product HLA class II histocompatibility antigen, DRB1-3 chain-like. The transcript has a single exon. Gene Ontology annotation, molecular function: MHC class II protein complex binding. Gene Ontology annotation, cellular component: lysosomal membrane; late endosome membrane; MHC class II protein complex. Lineage: Eukaryota; Metazoa; Chordata; Mammalia; Afrosoricida; Chrysochloridae. The annotation marks the transcript as partial. Gene Ontology annotation, biological process: peptide antigen assembly with MHC class II protein complex; antigen processing and presentation of exogenous peptide antigen via MHC class II; immune response. The record is from RefSeq and is a predicted model, not a curated record.